UCAAACCAACCGUGCAAUAAUGAAGCUACUUUCAAUUAUUUCCUUUGCUUUGGUGGCCUCGGUUGCCCUGGGCGUAAGUGUGCAAAUACCGACCAACCGUUCCCUGCAGGACGAUUUCGACGAAUUCGUUGCGUUGCUACCGACAGAGGAAAUCAUCAACGUUGCCCUCCGCUAUGUCCUUGUGGACAAGGAGGUCCAAGCGGCUGUCCAGUACAUCACGGGGCCCGAAUUUUCAACCAUUUGGGAUCAGGUAUUUGCCCUCAAGGAAAUACGUGAUAUCCUUGACUACCUGGAGGAAGCGGGCGUUCAUGUGUAUGAUGCGCUGAACGAUUUGGCCAAUCUGAUUGGAGUUAAGCCGAUUAAACCGUCCACGGUGGAAGCUCGUUCAUCCGUCAGUAUCCGUGGUCUGAAUGGUAUGAUCGAAGAGGUUCUAAGCUUGCUACCCAAGGAAGAACUUCUGGCGCUGUUUGAACAAAAACUGACCAACAGUGCAGACUUUAAAGCUUUUUUCGACAAACUAAGAAGCACGGAUAUCCAGAAGCUGGUAGAGCUUUUCAAUAGUUCUGCUGAGCUACAGUCACUGUUUCGAAAGCUGCGUGAAUACGGUGUCGAUGUCGAUGAAUUUCUAGAGCUGGUGAAGGGAUUCUUCGACUGGGGAUACUAG
Molecule: messenger RNA, 664 nt
Organism: Topomyia yanbarensis
Lineage: Eukaryota; Metazoa; Arthropoda; Insecta; Diptera; Culicidae
Product: protein G12-like
Exons: 2
Coding region: 20-664 (214 amino acids)
Source: RefSeq, a predicted model, not a curated record